AUGUCCGAGGAAAUAAGUAAACAACGAAAUCCUCGAGCAUUUCGCAUUUUCCCUCGAUUUCGAAGAUCGCGGAGGAGUCGACGUGUUCCAGCUCGGCAAAACUACGACAAAGAUUGUUAUUAUGAUUAUCCAAUCAAAGACGGUCUUCUGUGCUACCCAAAAUGCAAAGCAGGCUACAAUAACUACGGUCAAGGACCGGUGUGUUGGGCCAAAUGUCCUCCUAGAACGACAAAUAUUGGCUUUUCCUGUCAGAAACAUACCUAUGGCCGAGGAGUUGGUAAACCGCUAAGUUCUUGCAAAUCGAAGAUGGAGAAAAAUGGCCUGCUGUGUUAUCCAAAAUGCAAAAAGGGUUACUAUGGUGUUGGUCCAGUUUGUUGGCAAAAAUGCAAAUCUGGAUACACUGACGAUGGUGCACUUUGUCGCAAACCUUUGCACGUAUACGGCCGGAAUACCAAGUAAGUUGUAUAUUUCAAACUUGAAACUUCUAAGAAAUAGAAAACAUUUUCCAUGUUUCUAUACAGUUAUAGAAACACGCAUCGCAGUUUUAGCUAACGAGAAAUAAUCAGUGGGAAAGCGAUCCCGAAUUAGGUUUAAUUUUCCACGAUAUUUUGAGUUCUCCAAACUAUAACUGAAACACAGGCGAAAAAAUGUUUUCUGUUUCUGUAAAAUGUAACUCAAGAAAGGUUUUUAUAGCCAAUUGUAUAUCGAUUAAUUUAUCUUCAAUGAAAAAUCAAAAUCAAUUUCUCUGCCACCAUAGCGGUUUCGCAAAUUUAUCUUCAAUGAAAAAUCAAAAUCAAUUUCUCUCCCACCAUAAUAGUUUCGCAAAUUGGAUUCAAGACUUAAGGUCAGCUCAAUUAAAAGUGAUUUUCACGACAUAACGUUUCGAACCACGAUCAUUUCUAGCAUAAUUUCUCCCACAAACGCUGACUCCUCUCAUGAAUAGACUGCAAAUAAAAAGAUAAAAAACUCACUGUUUUCCACCACGCCAUCAAUUUUGCGGGGAGAUCGAGAGUUCACAGACAACAAAAGCAUGCAUGGGAAUGUAAAAAUUCACGUAGUAUGACCUAUUGCGAGAAAAGUAAGAUUUUUGUUGGAAAAUCAGGGAGCAAUUGCAAGGGUGGGGAAACAUGAAAGACGACCCUCAAACUUCACCUGGUGACUUCGUGAAUUUGGAAGGGAUCAGCUUAAUUUUUCCCCCUCCUCUCAAUUUUCCGUCCCCUAAGAUGUUGGGGAGAGGAAGGGCACCACUGUUGUAAGAUUAUCUUGGGAGCCCUCUCACUAGUCUAUAAUUAUGCCAUGUAGUGUUAACGGAUUUGAAACGUACUGAAUUAUUCAAACAAUGAAUUAUUUUCAUUCUUUAAUAUUCUAACUGUUAGUAAAAACGUGAAGAAUCCGACAAGUUAUUUUGUCAGUUAUUUAUCGGCAGGGGGGUUCGCAUUAAUCCAUUUCUUCCAGCAUGAUUCCUACCAAAACAUAAUUUUUUCCAACUGCUUUUGCUUAACUAGAUCCUGUCCAUGGUACAACAAAUGUGGCUUAUUUGGCUCAACUUGCGGGAAGAAAUGCAAAAAAGGGUAUGUGAAUGACGGCUGUACAUGUCGACAACCACUCCAUGUUUACGCUAAGAAGACGUACGGCCGUGGUGUUGGAGUUCCUCUUUCGUGUGGUAGCAAAGAAGAACAGAGCGGUGCCUUGUGUUACCCGCCAUGCAAAUCUGGUUAUUACGGUGUAGGCCCGUUGUGCUGGAGCCAUUGCAGUGGAGAAACUACGGACACUGGUGCUAAUUGCCUGAGGGAAAGCUAUGGACGGGGAUGGGGAAAGUCACUAAGUUGCUUUUCGUUUUCACGAGACAACCUUAAGGGCGCAGACAUAAGUGAGAUUGUUAGUUUCAUGAAAGGUGCUAAGGAUCAGGUUCUCACAAAGGCCACCUGUCUUGGAUUAUGGGAGAAAUCGAGGAAGACUAUGAACUAUCUACGUUCGUUUGCAAAAUGUACUUCUUCCUGGCACACAAUGGUCUUUUCAAUCUCGGGCACUGUAUCAGUCUUGUUGUCGGAUGGAGUCGAAAUUGGCAUAGCAGUGGAUCUCAAGAAAGACAAGGCAGUUUGUUAUGAGCAAACAUGCAAAGGUUUCAAUCUGGAUGCCAGUGUUGGUAUUGCAGUUAACUACGGCUGGUUCAGAAGUCUAGAAGAUAUUCCUGGGAAAGCAACUGUUGUUUUUGGUGGCGUUGAGAUCCCAAACACUGAAAAAGGCGUGUCAUUUGCCAGUGUGAUUAAUUCAGAUAACGAAUACAUAGGUACGUUAGGUACGCGUGGUCUGGGUGUAGGGUUGUCACCUUUACCGUUUGAUGUUGGCGGGGCAAGUUGUAACACCCCCAAGAAUAGAAUAAUAGAGUUUACUCCGUUAUUGUAA
Messenger RNA from Paramuricea clavata, 2406 nucleotides. The record is from the annotation of a GenBank genome assembly. Lineage: Eukaryota; Metazoa; Cnidaria; Anthozoa; Malacalcyonacea; Plexauridae.